This is a messenger RNA of Daldinia loculata, 3213 nucleotides long. RefSeq lists its product as uncharacterized. NCBI's taxonomy places the organism in Eukaryota, Fungi, Ascomycota, Sordariomycetes, Xylariales, Hypoxylaceae. Bases 1 to 3213 code for a protein of 1070 amino acids. The record is from RefSeq and is a predicted model, not a curated record. Gene Ontology annotation, molecular function: ATP hydrolysis activity; ATP binding. The transcript is spliced from 6 exons.
AUGGCCUCCAACAUGGAUUUGGAAAUCGAAUCGCAGAAAACCAAAACCAGCCAUUCGGCAGACCGUCACGAAGGCAAUUUCCCUAACGGUGACGACACCAAAGCUCUUCCGGUCGAGGAUGGCCUUGCAACCGCUCUCCCAGACGCCAGUAAGAAGACCAAAGGAUUAAAAAACGAAAAGAAGGCCCCUGGUAAACACGAUAGAAAAAGCAAGAAAGGAAAGUCUGGUAAGUCCAAGAAGGCAUCUCCUGCCAAUAGUGAGAGUUCUUCUGGCAGUAGCGAGGACGAGUUUACCAACUCAUCCUCAGAUGAGUCCACCGACACCGAGUCCGCGUCUGGGAGCGAAGAGCGCGCGAAGAAGAAGAAGAAUGAGAAGAAGCGCCAGGAUCUCCGGAAAGCCAAGAAAUUGGUAAAGUCAUCCAAGACGAGCACUAAGCAGUCAAAAUCACAAAUCAAGGCCUCAGAAGGCAAUACUAGCGAUACCGACACUGAGGAUGAAGAUGGCUCUCAUCUCGACAAAAAGGGGGGUAUCGGCGAGGCCGCGGAACGAGAGCUUGCCUCAAUACGAUUACAAGUCGAACAGCUUUUGCGCCAAACAGCAUCUAUGGGCCUCAACUUCGCCCCUCCCGGUAGUUCUGCCACUUCUCCCAACCAAGCUGCUCUUGGAUUAGGUAUUCAAGGAGGGCUCGUUGGCGGUCCCAAUUCUGGCGGGUACCAGCUUUCUCCCGAUGCUACUAUGAUGGGUAUCCAUGAUGCCUAUUUCGAUAAUCGAUAUGCGCCUCCCGGUGCUUCUAUGAUGGGUAUCCACGAUGCGUAUUACGGUAAUAGAUAUGCGCAGAGACGGAAUGAACAACUGGAGAACAGGUCAAAAGCUAUGCAUAUCAUGAAUAGGGGCCGUGGUAAUAACAUGCCACCCCAAGGUCGAUUAAGGCGGCUUAGUUCUAACGAGCUUUUGUUACACGGUGACACAAGCCGUAACAAGGAAUCUAAAUCAAAGAACGCCCAUGAUACCAAACUAGUUGCGCAGCACCUCGAGUUUAAACGCGUGGAUCAAGUCUGGGACUCGCAGAUCCACAAUUACAAGCUCCAAGAUACGGCUGAGAAUGCUAGUAGCUCGCAAUAUGAUGAAUACCUCUUUCAUGUGAGGAGGACCUUUGACUGGGAGGGAAAAUACAAGACGACCAUCGUGGAUAUCAAAAGCAAACAACUACGAGAGGCCCUCAAGGAUAUCAUCGGAAGCGUCAAAGGUGUCAGUUUAGUUGAAGAGACUCCUAAGGUAGACCCCAAGAUGCUAUUCUUAUAUCUUGAAGAUAUGCGUACCUAUGUGAAAAACCUCAAGGACCUUGAGCCAGCAGGAAAUUCACGGAAAGAACGUAGAAAGGUUCAGAAGUGGAUUGACGAGAAAAGACGCCAUCUGCGGGUCCUCAUUAAAUACAUAGACACAGAUCAUGCUGAGACUAAAAAGAGUCUAUAUCCCAUGCUAGAGAAUGGCCUUAUUACAUUCGAUCUUUUAUGGGCUCUUUGGAAGCCGAAUACGCUCGUGUACACAACAACGUAUGGUUCUGUCGAUGAACCCCGCGUCUUCAAGGUCGAAGUAGCCGAAAAACACUACAGUAUCGUUAGGGGCGAAUUCUACUACAUAGAGGGCAAGUAUUUCGAAUACGACGGCAAGCAGUUCGGAUAUGGUAGUAUGUCGGAGGAGAUAACCGAGUUCCGUGGUGCUCGUAAGAUUACGAGUUUGGGCUGUUAUCCUCUUAAAUACCACAAGAACGAAGCUCAGCUACGCAAAGAUCUUAUCGAGCGUGGUAAGAAAUUUGUGGGCCUUGGUGGUGUGCACUACAAGGGUCAUCAAGGCAUGGCAUACCACAAGAAAAAGAAGUCUGUAAUCAAGGUCAACAUCAAUGGCCGGAUCAUGGUUGAUCCAGCCAUCCAUCGUCGUAUAAACCCCAACUAUCCGGUUUCCCUUGUACGGCCUAAGGAUCACGACGUUCUUAGCGACGACGACGAUAGCGAUGACGAGGCUGAGGGUUGUGGGUGUGACUCGGGAGACGAUACGGGGGGUACUGGUGAUGCCGGCCUCGAAGGUGCUGCUGGAGACGACAGUGGCAAAGUUAAAUUUGUGACCAAGGUAUACAAGGACAACAAGGGAAAUGUACGCACCGUGCGCGUACCUAAAGAUUCCGUUGACACGGAGACGCCAAAAGAGAAGCUUGAUCAAGUUCCCAGUAAGGAUGAGGAGGGUAAAAAUGAAAGUGCCAAGGGCGACGAAGCGGGUGUAGGGGAAGACGGAAAUGAUGGUACCCCGCCGGUCUUUACCGACGAGGAAUACUUGAUUGCCUCACCUGUCGUCCUAGGAUUUGCCUUUGCCGAGAAGCUCUGGCUCGAGUUCACCGUGUCUGGCAUUAAGGAGAUUUCAUGGAACGAGCAUGCUUACGACUCAUUGGUCCUACAAUCAAACACCAAGGAAAUCGUCAAGGCUCUAGUAGAGUCUCAUAAGUACCACCCAGCCGCAAGUAUCGACGAUGUUAUUCAGGGCAAGGGCAAAGGCUUGGUAGCUGUCCUGCAUGGGCCUCCUGGGACCGGGAAGACUUUGACGGCAGAGGGUAUAAGUGAGCUCCUCAAAUGCCCCUUGUAUAUGGUAUCAGCGGGCGACCUAGGAACCGACUCGCGUUAUCUUGAAGCAGAACUACAGAAGAUCCUCGACAUCUGUCAUGCCUGGGGCGCCAUUCUCCUACUUGAUGAGGCCGACGUAUUUCUGGAGAAGCGGAAUAUGCAUGACAUCCACCGGAAUGCUCUCGUUAGCAUCUUCCUCCGGCAGCUGGAAUAUUUCCAAGGAAUAUUAUUCCUCACCACGAAUCGUGUGCAGACUUUCGAUGACGCCUUCCAAUCCCGAAUCCACAUUGCGCUUCGAUAUGAUGAUUUGGACGUGAAGGCGAAGAAAGCCAUCUUCAAGAUUUUUAUCGAACGUGCCCGAGUAGUCGCAGGUAUCGACUUGAUGCCGUUCGAUGAGGAGGAUUACACAAGCUUGGCACGACACAACCUGAACGGUCGGCAGAUCAAGAACACAAUUGGCACUGCCCAAGCCCUUGCUGUAAACAAGGGAGAGCCCCUCAAUAUGCGUCAUAUUCGCGAGGUCCUCAAUGUACAGCAAAACUUUGAGCAAGACCUUAAAGGGGGCAGCGGAUAUCAAGAUGCCAUGCGUAGCUACUUUUAA